GGCUGGGCCGAGUCGUUGUUGUAGUCCGCCGUCUCGACCCGCCCCCGCCCAGCAGCCCUCGUCUCGUCUCCAGAUCCAAAUCCUCCAAAUCGAGAUCACCCACCCACCGGCGAUCCAUCCAUGGAGCUGGAGGCGCCGUCGCCGGCGAGGUACCUGCUGGGCGCGGCGAUCAUGAUGGCCGGCGUCGUGCUCCCGCUCGCCUACAUGAUCUUCCGCAGCAAGCGCUCCUCCUCCUCCUCCGCCGCCUCCGUCUCCUCCAUCGCCUCCGCCGCCCCCUCCUCCUCCUUCUCCAAGCAGACGUAGGUGAACAAGGGCCUCUUCUGAUGGCCCGCGCGCUCGCGUUCCGUCUGGCGCUGUUCUAGCUGCUAGCGCUACCUCCAUCCAUUCUAGGAGUACAAGAAAAGAGAGGAGAUCCCAUCUGUAUCCGCGGUCGGUCUCUGAUGCGGUAGCACAAGUAGUAAAUUCAGUUGUGUGAAUCUGUAUCCGUAGUGUGUCUUGUCUCUAAUCAGUUAAGCAAUUUUUUGGUGAUGAAUUGGAAUGAAAUGAAAGGGGAACAAACUGGUGUGUGCUGCUGCUCAGUCCAUGAGUUUAUUCUUCUUGUUUUUUGUCAAUACCUGUAGUACAACUUUGAUUGAUACCAUUGUGAGCAUGAUCCUGGGGAUGCGACCCUGAACAGUCA
Messenger RNA from Triticum dicoccoides, 679 nucleotides. RefSeq lists its product as uncharacterized. NCBI's taxonomy places the organism in Eukaryota, Viridiplantae, Streptophyta, Magnoliopsida, Poales, Poaceae. Gene Ontology annotation, cellular component: Golgi apparatus. The record is from RefSeq and is a predicted model, not a curated record. The coding region runs from base 121 to 303 and encodes 60 amino acids. The transcript is spliced from 2 exons.